Molecule: messenger RNA, 2688 nt
Organism: Callithrix jacchus (white-tufted-ear marmoset)
Lineage: Eukaryota; Metazoa; Chordata; Mammalia; Primates; Cebidae
Gene: INHBE
Product: inhibin subunit beta E
Cellular component (GO): extracellular region
Molecular function (GO): cytokine activity; growth factor activity; hormone activity
Source: RefSeq, a predicted model, not a curated record
CCACUUCAGGCCCAGUCACCAUGGCCAGAUGGUGAAACCUGAGCUGGUGGGGAGGAGGACCUCCACCCCCUGCAGGGACCUGAUGGGCAGCACAGCUGGCCAAUCCUGGGGCUCAGAGGGUAGGUGGGCUGGCUGACCACUAGGUUUGGAAGCCCCAGGCAGCUGGCUCUAAAGAGGCCCCAGGUCAGUAGCCAGACAUAAACUGUGAGGGUCAAGCACAGCUAUCCAUCUGAUGAUCUACUUUCAGCCUUCCUGAGUCCCAGACAAUAGAAGACAGGUGGCUCUACGCUUGGCCAAGGGUAGGUGUGGCACUGGUGUCUGCUGUCACUGUGCCCUCGUUGGCCCCCAGCAAUCAGACUCAACAGAUGAAGCAACCGCCAUCCGAGGCUACCGAACCACCAGGGCCAUUCACCAGGAGUAUGGGGCUCCCUGAUGUCCAGCUCUGGUUGGUGCUGCUGUGGGCACUGGUACAGUCACAGGGGACAGGGUCUGUGUGUCCCUCCUGUGGGGGCCCCACACUGGCACCCCAAGCAGAACGAGCUCUGGUGCUGGAGCUAGCCAAGCAGCAAAUCCUGGAGGGGUUGCACCUGACCAGUCGUCCCCGAAUAACUCAUCCUCCACCCCAGGCAGCGCUGACCAGAGCCCUCCGGAGACUACAGCCAGGGAGUGUGGCUCCAGGGAAUGGGGAGGAGGUCAUCAGCUUUGCUACCAUCACAGCAGACUCCACUUCAGCCUGUAGCUCUCUGCUCACCUUUCACCUGUCCACUCCUCGGUCUCACCAACUGUACCAGGCCCGCCUGUGGCUGCACGUGCUCCCCACCCGUCCUGGCACUCUUUACUUGAGGAUCUUCCGAUGGGGACCCAGUAGGAGGCGCCAAGAGUCCCGCACCCUGCUGGCUGAGCACCACAUCACCCACCUGGGCUGGCAUGCCUUAACUCUGCCCUCUAGCGGCCUGAGGGGUGAGAAGUCUCGUGUCCUGAAACUGCAACUAGACUGCAGACCCCUAGAAGGCAACAGCACAGUUAUUGGACAACCAAGGCAGCUCCUGGACACAGCAGGACACCAGCAGCCCUUCCUAGAACUUAAGAUCCGAGCCAAAGAGCCUGGAGCGGGCCGGACCAGGAGGAGGACCCCCACCUGUGGGCCUGCGACCCCCUUAUGUUGCAGGCGAGACCAUUACAUAGACUUUCAGGAGCUGGGAUGGCGAGACUGGAUACUGCAGCCCGAGGGGUACCAGCUGAAUUACUGCAGUGGUGAGUGCCCUCUUCACCUGGCUGGCAGCCCAGGCAUUGCUGCCUCUUUCCAUUCUGCCGUCUUCAGCCUCCUCAAAGCCAACAACCGUUGGCCUGCCAGUACCUCCUGCUGCGUCCCCACUGCCCGAAGGCCCCUCUCUCUCCUCUACUUGGAUCGUAAUGGCAAUGUCGUCAAGACGGAUGUGCCAGAUAUGGUGGUGGAGGCCUGUGGCUGCAGCUAGCAGGAGGACCUGGGGCUUUGGAAUGAAGAGACCAGGUUGGAGAUUCCCAGGCACAGAGCAUCUGUGGCUGGAGGCAUCAGAUUCCUGAUCCACCCCCAACCCAAUAGCCAUCUGGCAAUAUGACUCUCUCAACCCCUAUGGGACACAAAUGGGCACUUUCUUGUCUGAGACUCUGGACUGAUCCAGGUUGGUUGAUGUGUUGGGAGAUGGGUAAAGCGUUUCUUCUAAGGGGGUCUCCCCAGAAAGCAUGAUUUCCUACCCUAAGUCCCGUGAGAAGGUGUCAGGACUAGGGAGGGAAGGCGGGAAGGCAGAGAAAAAUUACUUAGCCUCUCCCAAGAUGAGAAAGUCCUCAAGUGAGAGGAAGAGGAAACAGAUAGAUGGUCCAGCAAGCUUGGAGGGUAAGCAGGCUGACCCAGGGUAAGAGCUGUUGAGAUGCCUUAAGGGAGGGUCAAGAAGGAGAUGAACAAGGCACUGAGGGAGGAUGCUUAGGGGUGCCCCAGAAACAGGAGUCAGGAAAGAGAGGUGCUAAACCUAAGAAGGUCCCUGGUUUUUCCCAGAAGACAGGACCCAGUGGGAGACAAGCAUUUAUACUUUCCUCAUGAAAAGGAGAAAGAGCUGGGUGCAGUGGCUCACGCCUGUAAUCCCAGCACUUUUGGAGGCUGAGGUGGGUGGAUUACUUGAGGUCAGGAGUUCAAGACCAGCCUGACCAACAUGGUGAAACCCUGUCUCUACUAAAAAAAUACAAAAAUUAGCCGGGUGUGGUGGCGGGUGCCUAUAAUCCCAGCUAUUUGGGAGGCUGAGGCAGGAGAAUUGCUUGAACCUGGGAGGCAGAAGUUGCAGUGAGCCAAGAUUGCGCCAUUGCACUCCAGCCUGGGCAACAAGAGAGAAACCAACAAAUGUGAGUCAUAAAGAAGGGUUGGGGUGAUGGUCCAGAGCAAUAGUUCUCCAAGUGUGCUCUGGAGGCUUCCGGGAGAUCCCUUUUCAGGGGUGUCCACAAAGUCAAAGUUAUUUUUAUAAUAAUACUAACAUGUUAUUUGCCUUUUAAAUUCUCAUUAUCUUAAAAUUGUACAGUGGAGUUUUCCAGAGGCUGUGUGACAUGUGAUUACAUCAUCUUUCUGACAUCAUUGUUAAUGGAAUGUGUGCUUGUACAGUCUUGUGUUACAGUCCUUUUCAGUUUUAAUUUCUAAUGUAAUGAAUUGAUAGAUGUAUAUCA